This is a messenger RNA of Gorilla gorilla gorilla (western lowland gorilla), 1855 nucleotides long. It is a transcript of the gene CCNB2, whose product is annotated as cyclin B2. Lineage: Eukaryota; Metazoa; Chordata; Mammalia; Primates; Hominidae. Gene Ontology annotation, biological process: mitotic cell cycle phase transition. Bases 491 to 1687 code for a protein of 398 amino acids. The transcript is spliced from 9 exons. The record is from RefSeq and is a predicted model, not a curated record. Gene Ontology annotation, molecular function: cyclin-dependent protein serine/threonine kinase regulator activity.
AAACCCCAACACGCCAGAAGAGGAAUAAAGGCCAACCAACAUCCGCCCACCCAGUACAAACGUCGAGAGAAAUUCGUAGAUGAGGCCUUGUCAAAAUUGAGAGGCGUCCUACGUCUGCUUUCCCAAUGAGACAGUUCCUUUUUGUUUGUCUCAGAGACUGGGGUUUUCUUUUUUUUUUAAAGACUGUAGGCAGAAAAAACACGCCAACCGGCUGUUGUGACAAUCAAACGUGUCUAAGAAAAUUCAGCCAAUGAGAGUGCGAGAGUGCAUCUUGUGUUGGCCAAUGAGAACAGCGACCCGUGCGCAGGGCCGCCCAAUGGGGCGCAAGCGACGCGGUAUUUGAAUCCUGGAACACGGCUACAGCGUCGAAGAUCCUCAGCGCUGCGGGCUCGGAGAGCAGUCCUAACGGCGCGUCGUACGCUAGUGUCCUCCCUUUUCAGUCCGCGUCCCUCCCUGGGCCGGGCUGGCACUCUUGCCUUCCCCGUCCCUCAUGGCGCUGCUCCGACGCCCGACGGUGUCCAGUGAUUUGGAGAAUAUUGACACAGGAGUUAAUUCUAAAGUUAAGAGUCGUGUGACUAUUAGGCGAACUGUUUUAGAAGAAAUUGGAAAUAGAGUUACAACCAGAGCAGCACAAGUAGCUAAGAAAGCUCAGAACACCAAAGUUCCAGUUCAACCCACCAAAACAACAAAUGUCCACAAACAACUUAAACCUACUGCUUCUGUCAAACCAGUACAGAUGGAAAAGUUGGCUCCAAAGGGUCCUUCUCCCACACCUGAGGAUGUCUCCAUGAAGGAAGAGAAUCUCUGCCAAGCUUUUUCUGAUGCCUUGCUCUGCAAAAUCGAGGACAUUGAUAACGAAGAUUGGGAGAACCCUCAGCUCUGCAGUGACUACGUUAAGGAUAUCUAUCAGUAUCUCAGGCAGCUGGAGGUUUCGCAGUCCAUAAACCCACAUUUCUUAGAUGGAAGAGAUAUAAAUGGACGCAUGCGUGCCAUCCUAGUGGAUUGGCUGGUACAAGUCCACUCCAAGUUUAGGCUUCUGCAGGAGACUCUGUACAUGUGCGUUGGCAUUAUGGAUCGAUUUUUACAGGUUCAGCCAGUUUCCCGGAAGAAGCUUCAAUUAGUUGGGAUUACUGCUCUGCUCUUGGCUUCCAAGUAUGAGGAGAUGUUUUCUCCAAAUAUUGAAGACUUUGUUUACAUCACAGACAAUGCUUAUACCAGUUCCCAAAUCCGAGAAAUGGAAACUCUAAUUUUGAAAGAAUUGAAAUUUGAGUUGGGUCGACCCUUGCCACUACACUUCUUAAGGCGAGCAUCAAAAGCUGGGGAGGUUGAUGUUGAACAGCACACUUUAGCCAAAUAUUUGAUGGAGCUGACUCUCAUCGACUAUGAUAUGGUGCAUUAUCAUCCUUCUAAGGUAGCAGCAGCUGCUUCCUGCUUGUCUCAGAAGGUUCUAGGACAAGGAAAAUGGAACUUAAAGCAGCAGUAUUACACAGGAUACACAGAGAAUGAAGUAUUGGAAGUCAUGCAGCACAUGGCCAAGAAUGUGGUGAAAGUAAAUGAAAACUUAACUAAAUUCAUCGCCAUCAAGAAUAAGUAUGCAAGCAGCAAACUCCUGAAGAUCAGCAUGAUCCCUCAGCUGAACUCAAAAGCCGUCAAAGACCUUGCCUCCCCACUGAUAGGAAGGUCCUAGGCUGCCGUGGCCCCUGGGGAUGUAUGCUUCAUUGUGCCCUUUUUCUUAUUGGUUUAGAACUCUUGAUUUUGUACAUAGUCCUCUGGUCUAUCUCAUGAAACCUCUUCUCAGACCAGUUUUCUAAACAUAUAUUGAGGAAAAAUAAAGCGAUUGGUUUUUCUUAAGGUA